GAUUUUUAACACAAUUAUUUCUUUUGUAGCUGCUGUCAGAGCACGAAGCAGCGUCCGUGUUCUAACGAUAGUGUUCGGGUUCGAAUUCUUGUCAGCGAAUGUUAAGUGAUUCGUUGAUAAAAAGUUAUCUUAUUAACGUGAUGAUCUGUUCUUGACGAACAGUGAUUUAAUUGUUCUUAAGUAGAACAUUACUUAGUUAUUCGGCAAUGAAUAAAAAGAAAAGCUGCAUUUGGAUAAAACAGGAAUGGAGAAAAUAAGGUGACUCAGAAUGCGACAGAAGCUCGAAGAUGGGGUAAAAAGUUAUCGCCCUCAUCCACGGUACCAGAAAGUAUUUCUUCAAUCAUGCACUGUUAUGAUCAUCGUGUGCAUUGUGUGCUACACAUACGUGCAUUUCGAUGGGCAAGACAGAGUACCGAACAGCUUUAGCCGGUGGAAUGUUAGACAAGUUCUUCAGAAUGCAUUCAAUAGGUUACAGUCACAGAAAAUUGUCAGAGAAAGAAAGAACAUUCUUCUUUGGACAAGUUUCUUUUCUGAAGUCAAUUGGCUGCCCACGACGAAAGAGCUUCAUUGCCCGGUUCAAGAAUGUGACGUCACGUCCAACCGCUCCUUACUGGCUAACAGCUCUGUCAUAAUUCUUCAUUGGCGGAAUAUCAAUCCACAAGAUUUACCGAGUUUUCUGUCGUCGAAUGACAAAGACAGCUAUCCUCUCGUGGCUCUUUUCAAUAAAGAAUCUCCGUCUAAUUCUCCGAGGGAAGUGAUUCAGAAUAUAAAUGAUAAAAUUCAUCUGACGAUAACUUACAGGAGAGAUUCUGAUUUUUUUGCUCCGUAUGGCAAAAUUGAGGAAAGGAAGAAUACAUUUACGAUGCCAAAAUUCAACGCUUCUAAGAGGAAUGUUUGCUGGCUAGUCAGUAACUGCCAGACAUCCAGCCACCGAGAGCAAUACGUGAACGAACUGGAAAGGUACAUAGAUGUCGACAUCUACGGAAAUUGCGGGACGAAAAUGUGCCCCCACCAGCACGCACGGGACUGCUAUAGGAUGCUGGCAGAGAGAUGCAAGUUCUACCUUUCGUUCGAAAAUUCCAUCUGCAAAGACUACGCCACUGAAAAACUGUUUUAUGCCCUCAUGUUUGACAUGGUGCCUGUUGUACUCGGAGGCAACGACUACGAAAGGUACUUACCACCACACUCUUUCAUAAACGUUAUAGACUUCGCCAAGCCAAAAGAUUUGGCGAAUUUCUUGCUGGAAACCGCCGAGGACGAAGCCAAAUAUUUAUCCUAUUUCAAAUGGAAAGAAUCACAUGAGGCCACUUCAUUGCCAUACUUGUGGCUGUGUGAUUUGUGUGAAUUGAUACAUAAAAGGGAUUUUAACAGACCAAAGCCACAUGAAGAUGUGAUAUCAUGGUGGUACAAAGAAGCUAAUUGUGGUUCUUUGUAAAAAAAAAGUAGUCAGAAGAGGAUCAUUUCAAGUCUAGUCGUUUUCUAGUUCAUUUUGAAGCUCACUUUAUUGGUACAAGAUAUUAUACAAUGUCUUCACAAUAGUCUGAAUGCCGUAUAAUAUUGUGAAGAUACCUUAAAUAUUGUAAUGUAUCUUGUACAUAUAAGGUAACAAUCAUCAAUUUCCAUGGAAAAGAAAGCAUUAAGUUUUUUUCAAACCACAGCAAUACAGAAAUAUUUAUAGUAUGGGACAAUGUUCGCAAUAUUGUUCAGAAAUAAGUGCAUUUAUUCAUCAUGUAUAAUUAUCUACAUUACUGAACAAUAUUGUGGAAUAUCGUGUAAUAUGACGUGUUAUGUGGGGAAUUCAAGGUAUGGAUCAUACAGUAUUCAUCUGAGUGACCUGAUGAUGAUAUAUUUGACUCAAGUAUUGCCAUGCAAUAAAUUAAUGCUUUUAUUUCUAGUGGA
Messenger RNA from Argiope bruennichi, 1899 nucleotides. RefSeq names its product alpha-(1,3)-fucosyltransferase C-like. Gene Ontology annotation, molecular function: alpha-(1->3)-fucosyltransferase activity. Lineage: Eukaryota; Metazoa; Arthropoda; Arachnida; Araneae; Araneidae. The record is from RefSeq and is a predicted model, not a curated record. The transcript has 4 exons. Bases 269 to 1435 code for a protein of 388 amino acids. Gene Ontology annotation, cellular component: membrane.